Messenger RNA from Neofelis nebulosa (Clouded leopard), 11150 nucleotides. It is a transcript of the gene MAP2K6, whose product is annotated as mitogen-activated protein kinase kinase 6. The record is from RefSeq and is a predicted model, not a curated record. Gene Ontology annotation, molecular function: ATP binding; MAP kinase kinase activity. The transcript is spliced from 12 exons. Bases 489 to 1325 code for a protein of 278 amino acids. NCBI's taxonomy places the organism in Eukaryota, Metazoa, Chordata, Mammalia, Carnivora, Felidae. Gene Ontology annotation, biological process: MAPK cascade; protein phosphorylation.
UGCGGUCCUGGCCAGAAUUACUUUAUAGAUUUAUUCUUCCAAGUCUAGUUAAUGAUUAACAUCACGCCUUGGUGUCUAAAUGGACCCACUUUCCUUCUUUCUCUGUGAAGUUGGCGGUUUGCUGGGAACAAUAAACUCAGAGAGGUUUGCUGCAAUCCGCACUGGGGAGGGUGGAGUCUGUUCAGUUCUGCUUCCCUCUGCUGAGGUGUGGUCUUCAGCACUAAGCAAAGAAUGCCUCGUGUGUGGUGUUCUUCUGCUAGUCUUGCUUGCAGCCUUGCAAACCUCAUCAGAGUCACUUCUGGCCUCUUACUGGGCUCCUCCUUCAGUGAUGGGCAAGCAGGAAGCGAAACCCUGGCCUUAAAAUUCCAAAAGAAGCAUUUGAACAACCUCAGACCAGUUCCACGCCACCUCGAGACUUAGACUCCAAAGCUUGCAUUUCUAUUGGAAAUCAGAACUUUGAGGUGAAGGCAGAUGAUCUGGAACCAAUAAUGGAACUGGGGCGAGGUGCGUACGGGGUCGUGGAGAAGAUGCGACACGUGCCCAGCGGGCAGAUCAUGGCGGUGAAGCGGAUCCGGGCCACAGUAAAUAGCCAGGAGCAGAAAAGGCUACUGAUGGAUUUGGAUAUUUCCAUGAGGACAGUGGACUGUCCUUUCACAGUCACCUUUUAUGGUGCACUCUUCCGGGAGGGUGAUGUUUGGAUUUGCAUGGAACUCAUGGAUACGUCUCUAGAUAAGUUCUACAAACAAGUGAUUGACAAAGGCCAAACAAUUCCAGAGGACAUCUUAGGGAAAAUAGCAGUUUCUAUUGUAAAGGCGUUAGAACAUUUACACAGUAAGCUCUCUGUCAUUCAUCGAGACGUCAAGCCUUCCAACGUGCUGAUCAACACUCUGGGCCAAGUAAAGAUGUGCGAUUUUGGAAUCAGUGGCUACCUUGUAGACUCUGUCGCUAAAACUAUUGAUGCAGGAUGCAAACCCUACAUGGCCCCCGAAAGAAUAAACCCAGAGCUCAAUCAGAAGGGAUAUAGUGUGAAGUCUGACAUUUGGAGUCUGGGCAUCACAAUGAUUGAGUUGGCGAUCCUCCGGUUUCCCUACGACUCUUGGGGAACGCCCUUCCAACAGCUCAAACAGGUGGUAGAGGAGCCCUCACCACAGCUCCCGGGAGACAAGUUCACCGAAGAGUUCGUUGACUUUACCUCACAGUGCUUGAAGAAGAAUUCCAAAGAACGGCCAACAUAUCCAGAACUUAUGCAACAUCCAUUUUUCACCCUACACGAAUCCAAAGCAACAGACGUGGCAUCUUUUGUAAAAUUGAUUCUUGGAGACUAAAUACCGUGGACUCAAUUGGUUGGCCCUCCUGUGGAUUGGUGGGUUUACAGGGUGAAGCAGGUUCACUAAAGCACCAAUAGAAACUCAUCCUUGAGAUAAUUUAAUCCUGCCUCUCAGAAGGUUGUUUUCCCCCAUUUUCUUUUCUUUUCUUUUCCUUUUUUUCCCCUCCAAAGGGGGCCUUGGAAUCUAUAGUAUAGAAUGAACUGUCUAGAUGGAUGAAAUAUGGCAAAGGCUUAGGACUUAAAAAGGUGAUUAAAUAUUUAAUGAUGUGUCAUAUGAGUCCUUAAGCUUCUCAGACUUCUCUUGUUCUUCAUAAAACGAAUGCAUUGGCCCUGGUCAAAAGGUGCUACCGUAGUGAUGAAAUUGUAAGUAGAUCUGUAGUCUGUCCCACUUAUUAUUUUAAUAUUUAUGUUUAAGUGCUUGGUUGAAAAGAUUCCAUUUUAUGCAAGGAGGGAGAUACAAGAGGCAAGGUUGGGUUGGCAAUAUUUAUAGGGCUUUUAUUUUUAAGUUCAGUCGUGUCUGUGGUCCAGAGGAAACUAUUUAAUAUGCAUCUUUAAGAGUAUUAUACCAAUAACAGUGAGGAGCUCUUCUUUGUAAAACACCUGUUCCAGCUGUUGUGGCUGCUUGCCACGUCCUUAGAUUUCUGCUCAACUCCUGGGUAGUAACCACAUAUUUCAGGUGAAGUGGUGAGGUAUCCCAGUCAUACCCUUUCCCCAACUUUGGGAAACAUAAAAUCACUUUUGUCACAUCUCAGAGUCACGAGUUGGGUUCUCUUGGCCUUUGUGGUAUUAAUGGAAUGUGAUUCCUGAUGCAGUUUUAUAUCACCUAUCUACCCUUCUACAUGUGUGCCUGUGUAUAUUUGGUAAGUCCCAAGCUCCGCCAAGUGGCUUCUGUGGACAUCUCUACUUAGCGAGGAGGAUAUAUGUCAGUUCUGAGAGGAGAUGUCAUGUCAAACCACACUGAGAAUUGGUGCCUUCUUCUGCUUCUGUCCCUCCUUACAAUGCAUAAGCCCCAAGGUUUGCCUUUGUGUUAAGAUGCGCUCUUUGCUUUCUUCUCUUCUUCCCCCAUGUUCAAUAAAGAAGCCUUACUAUUGACGGGAGGGCUGCAAUACAAGAAAAUAAAAGUUCUUUGACAGGAUAGGAGAUAAUGGGGAAGGUUGAAUUAGUUCCUAGGAAUAGACGGCCCGAUUGCCAGUGGUUGAGGCCACAUUUCACUUGAGUAGCACACAGCAGCACGGGAUAGCACUCCGUAGGAGGCUAGUGCCAUUAUGGGUUCCCGGCAGGUUGACAAAGCAGUGUAAGCUCUUUCUUAAGACUAAAUAUGCCCCUAGGUUCUCUAGGUUCCUUGAUGAAAAGUGAGUGAAUUGAUGCAGGGAAGCUGUAAACCGAUAAUAACCAGCAAACAUGGCUUUUGGACGUUGGGUUUCCAUGAGGCUAUUCUUGAAGGACGACGAUGGAGAAUUUUGAUGAGAAAGGAAGAAGAGAACUCCCUGUCUUUCUUUCUUUGCCUCAAGUUCACAGAUAUGGAGAUUAUUCCUCCUGAAAAUCUUCUCUUCUUUCCCUUUUAGGUUUUGAAAUGCAGUCGUUAGUUUUUCUGUGUCUGCAUUUUCCCCUUGUUCUUGUCUUUUGUCUGGCUCAGAGCAGUUGCCCAGAGUGAGUAUGGCCCUCCCGUACCUUCUUUGUAUCCCUAGUUCCAAGAGAUACCUGUUUGAUCAAAUGUAGUUUCAUCUUCUUUAAAGCUACCUCUGUUCCUCAUCUUCUUCCAGCUGGGAAAAGUGUACUAUCCCAGUGAUUAUGGCCAUUCUCUUUCUCACCUACCUUACUAAAUUGGCGGUUUCCCUUGUUGAGACCAAGAGAAAAAAACAUCACAACUGUAUCCCUUCUUUUCUUCAUCUGUUUAAUGAAAAAAGCAAGUAGUAGAAAACUCGGAGGUCCCUCCGUCACAGCUUUUGGCGGAGUAUGUAAGGCAAAACCGCGUUCUGGUCUGAGUCAGACAACUCAUACCUGUUGUUCAGUGCGGUUUCUACUUAGAAAUAUUCUUAACCGAGUGUGUUCUCAUGAAUUCGCCUCUCCAGUUUGUGAACCCAGGGCCCAAACUUGCAAAACAAUCGUACUGAGACAGAGAAGGAGUUUGUCAAUGGUUCUCAACCUGAUGCACACUGGAAUCAACUGGGAGCUGGUGAACACUGCCUGUGCCAAGUUUGGGAUUUCAUUGGUCCAGGGUGGGGCCUGGGAAUUGGCAUAUUUCACACGCCACAUCAGAGAGGGCGUGUUCAUGGAAUACUGACUUGGAACUUGGAAUACGUUGUCCCCAUAGAAAUGAUGUACAACAUGGUGAUUAGAUAUCUUAUGUGCUCAAGUAGAAUGGCUUGCUAGACUUACGAGUCUAAAUUCUAGAGUGUGUGUGUGUGUGUGUGUGUGUGUGUGUACCGUGUUAUAAGUUCUAAACUAAUUUUAAAAUAAAGAGAGAGAUAUGUAAACCAUAUUUAAGUUGAUAUAAGUUGGAAGGUCUCCUGUACAUACACACAGGUCACUCGACCCUCUAUAUUACUCCACUCAUUGUGCAUCAGCAUUAUUAUUGUUUGUGGUUACCUUUGGUUGAUUAGCUUUUUAAUUGUGGUCCUACCCUCCUGUGCUCUUUGUUAGUCCUGAAAUGUCAGACGUCCAAGUCUAGGACAUGAAAUACUCAUUAGCCUCAGCAUUUGAGGAAGCCAGCCCUGAGACUAACGCGACCCCUGGCUUCUCCAAGUGCAUUUGAUUUAGUGUCUUUGGAAGGUAGUCACAAAAGUGACAGAGAAGGGCUAAUGUUUUCAUAGUUUUUAACACUAAAAAUGCUUUUCUUGACCAAGAGGCUUCAUUAGCUCUGCUCAGAGAAACUACUCUGUUUCUCCCAAAGUUGUCUAACAAAAUGCUUAAUCUUUGGCUUAAAAGUGCAAUGGAUGCCCAGUUCCUGAUUUCUGCCCCCAAAUGCUUGUUUUGGUGAUGUGACUGCCUGUGGCCUUGAAGGGAAGAUUCAUAUAUUCAUAAAAUUCAUUGGAGUUGGUGGUCAGAUCAAGUAAAAUGAAUCAAAUCUCUAUCGUGCUGGGGAUUUUGUCUUCUUAAUGCCUAUCUAUGACUGAGAGGGAGAUUUGCUGGCUUAAAAGCAACCUUCCAUUUUUUAUUGAAUUAGCAAAUAGAAGAUGCAGUUGUUAAUUGGACCCCUGAAAAUUUACAUAUUCAGGUGGAAAAAUGCCAGAGUAAAAUCUGGGAGGUGGAAGCUAUCAAACCAACCCUAUUAGAAUAGAAAAAAAGAGAGAUUUUAUUGUAGAAGGUCUGUGUUCCUCUUGUCUAGGGGUGUGUGUGUGUGUGUGUGUGUGUGCACGCAUGUGUGUGUGUUUUAGCACUGUUAAUAUGCUGGCAGCUAAAGAUGCUCUUUGGUUUUCUUUGGCUUUAAUUGGGGUACUCUGGAUUUCUUUAGGAAUCUGUUGAAAGCUAGGACCUUUUCCCUAGGAAAACGCACAUGGUACACGGAACACGUAGUUUUGCAAACAUGUUUUGUUGAGGGGAGGGGAGUGGAGUGCAGUUUAUAGACCCCACAGGAUCAAUAACCUCUGCUCUGCAGAAUGUGGACUGUGACGUUCUAGACCAAGACUGGCAAAGUUUUUCUGUAAAGGGCCAGAUAGUAAAUAUUUUUGGCUUUGGGUUGCAUUAGUCUGUUACAACUACACAGGUCUGGGGUUGCAGUGUGGAAGCAUCCAUAAAUAAUACACAAAUGAAUAAGCGUGGUUCUGUGUCCCAACUAGACUUUAUUUACAGAACCAGGCAAUGGGCUGGAUUUGGCCCACAGGUUAUGGUUUGCCAAUACCAGUCCUAGAGCAUCGAAUGCAAAACUCCAAUUGACUGAAUAUGUGUAUAGAGCUUUUCCAUUUAGUUAGUAUUCAGCUCAGCUGUUGAGGCAGAUCAGGAAGAUGGACAUAGAAAUGAAUUUGGGAAGAGUGGAGACUGUUCAGUCCCAUGGAAAUUGCCUCUUAAUUUUCUUAGGUAAGUAUUCCUUGCCCUGGAGGCCAAUGGGACAGUUUUCCUCAGAUGAAAUUGAGUACCUGCUUUUUCCGUCUCCAUACAAUAGCCGGCGUAACGUACUUCAACUUGGCAAUAAAAAGCAUUCUUCUCUCAGACAUCAACGGCGUUCUUGUCUCUUAGCUUUGCAUUUUAUUUCUCUCUGAGAUGUGAUGCUUGUGCAGGGAGGAUCAUGAAGCCAGACACUAAUCCUCGGGUUUUCCUUUUUCCUGAACUGCAUUAAGAUUUGAAAAUUUGGGAGGCCAUAGUUACAUCAGAAGUGGAAGGCAGAUAGACGUCUUAAAAUCUUCCAGGUUAUCCCCCUGUUCUUUUUGGUCAUCAUUUGAGAAAGGAAGAAAGAUAAGUAUGGGGUCAAAAUUCUUGUUCUCAGGUAGACACAGAGCUCUAGGCUCUCACUGUGACAGGAGACUUGGGCCCACCCCUUGGGUACUGUCCUUGGACUUGGAAAGACAAGGCUGCUUUAUCUUACUCCUUUCUUUAAUCCUCACUAAAUUUCUAUUCUAAGGGGCUUAUGCAAAAUGCCUCCUUUCUGAUGUGAUUAUCUUGGGUCCCUUGUUGAGUUCCUGGGCCCCUAAUCUCUAGUGAAAGCUUUGCCUUCCCCAUGGGACCAGCACAACUGUCCUUUCCUUUGUCUUUGGUCAACCCUUGUCCCUUCUUUGCUGUAGGAACGCUACACAAAGAACUGUCUGUCACCUAAGGUGCCCAACUCCACUUUCCUCUUCCAGAAUAGUCCAGCACAGCUGACCUAAAGCUGCAGUUGCUUGGUUAUUCAGAAACAGUUUUCUUCCUGCUGCAUCAUCAGGCAAACAUAAAUUAUAAAUUAUACUUAGAAGGCUGCUUGGAAACUCUUGAAGAGCAUAUUUAAGUAUUUGAUCUGGCAAUUUACCUGAAAGAAAGUUUUCUCUUCGCCCUGGGAAACAAAACCUGAAUUCCAGAGCCUUCAAAAUGAAACCAUCCUUCUGGGGAAAGCACCUUGCCACCAGAUAUAUCACUCACCACCUGUUCCUGGUAUCUGCAAAGAAGCUGUGUCGUUUUGCUGGGGUUUAGAGAGUCACUGUUUACAGCUAUGCAAAUAUAAUUUCCCCACUGCAAGUUUUUAAUGGAGUCAUUUGGAAUCAGCACCUAAGUUGGGGUUUAUCUUUUUAGCUCCUGCCUCAAACUCCCUUUUCAAGCAACAUUUCUCCAAAAGCUCUUUUCCUAUCUGAUGUGAAGGGGACUGGGCCCUAAGUAGAAACACAAAGGAAAGUCAAGGACUUUGUGGUAGGGUUUUUUUUUUUUUUUUUUUUUUUUAAGAAAAAAAUAUCACCUCUAACACAAACAUGUGUUAAUAGAAUUAAAAAAUAUCCAAUCCAGUUCCCAGGGACUGUCAGCAUCUUGACAUCAUUUGUAUUGUCAUUUGAACUAGGACUCUGAGCCCUCUAUUCUUGGGAGUUUAGAGUGAGAUUUUUGGAGAUGUGCAUUGUGUUUCUGUCUCAAGAGUUGUCAGCAUGGAAAGAUUCCUCUGGGGGCUGUUCCUCUUGACACAUACAGGGUUUCCCCAGGGUCCACUUCUUUCUGGGACUCAGGGUCUCUUUCGAGGAAUGAGGUUAAUGCUCUUAGGACCUGGAGACUGAUUUCAGGGAAAGCAUGGGAAAGUUGAGGCACUUACUUGUGGCUUAAUGUAGGAAACAGAACUUCCUAAAUAGUCCCCAGAGUUUGUGGCUUCGAGCGGGCCACCUUGUCUUUCCUGGUUUCCUUGAUUGCAUUUGCUUGUUUUUCCACUGCCCACACACACAGGACCUGGGCUGACUGAAUGCUUCUGUGGAAAGGAACCGAUCCUACCAUUUUCAUAUGGCAGAACUCAGAACCAGCAGUUUUGCCUUGGUUUGCCUACCUGGAUUCUGUUGUUCCCGAAUCUUGAAAAUGAAUGUAAGGGAUGUCUGAGAGGACUUUUAGCAAAACCCUCCUUCUGAACGUAAGACCUUACAGUGAAUCUUCCAUUCAUCCUGUAAAAAAGGAUUGCUGGAUUGGGUAUCUGUUCCUCUUAAGGAAUAUUCUGUUGUGGCCAGAAAUAAGCAGUUAGCAUCAUUUGGUCACUACUAACGUUCAUUCAUAUUGGAGUCUGCAAGCUAGUUCAACAAAGCAAGUCAGGUCCCUGCCUUAGGAGACUGUCAUCAGACUUUGGGCACAAAGCUGAGCCCCUUCAUCUUUAGUUCUGGUGGCUGUUGGUUUUAAGGACGGUGGACACCAAAGGCUAUCUGAUGAACAUUCUUUUUCCAUGAGACAGAGGAUGGUGAAUAUUCUUAGAAAGACACUACAGGUCUUCAUCAGGAGAGGAGAAUUUAUAGUUUUAAAACAUAACGCUCAAAGCUAGUUUGAGUUUUCAGAAGAAGGGACUUGUGUGGGAAAGUAGUUUUAUUUUCUGCCGAUCUCAAAUUGUCUUCCUUGCUUGUGUUCAGUACUCGUGGAGGGAGGUGUCGAGGGCACCAAGUGGUUUCCAGACUGUGUAGAGUGGUGCCCGUGGGGGUCUCUGGUCAGGAAGGGAAGGGGAAGAGAGAAGAGUGUGAUGGCCAUCUGAAAGCCCCAUCAACCUCCAAUGAGAAUAUUUGGCUACCGGUAUCAAUCCCCCUUCACUUAACUAUCAUUCCCCUUAAGUCUCUGUGGCUAUUAAAGGCUUGGGGACUUUGGAUGAAGUCACUACUUGGAGACCAGAAGCAGCCACAGAACCCGGGAAAUUUUGUGGCCAAUGCUGUCUAUGCAGCCCUGGCUUCUGCUGUAUUCUGUAUGCCAACAGGGCUUGGAGGUAGAAGGGCGAAAAGAGAGGGCCAUUUCUUUAAAUUUCUGAGCAUGAAUCAUUUGAAAGAAAAUGCAAACAUCAAUAUGGGAUGGCCACGCAUAUAGACUCUUGAAUUGCUUAUUUUUCAGAAGUGGUUGCAAAUAAUCUGAUCUCAGUGGCAAGGAGGGGCAAGAGUGGGCUCUUGAUGGGCAGUGGAAUAUCUACAUUUCUAUGUUUCCAGGAACAGGAGUUGUCAUUUUGGCUAUUGACAUUUAGAAAAAAUUAAAGUUCUUUGUAUGAUUUUGGCACAGAGCAGCGUCCCAUCUGAGAAUCAAGCUAACGGUUACCCUCGCUGGGUGUUCCAGGUGAAGAUCGGUCAGGGGAAACUGGUACAGCCUUUGGAAGCUGAAAACAGGUGGUGUUAUCUGUCCUGAACUGAACACAAGGGGAUCCUUAGGCAUCCAUUGAAACAUAUCAGGUGCCUUCUACACACACAGAGUCUGUGGUGAAUUCUGAUAACGGUGCUUUAGCCGCUAAACCAAAUUGAACAGCUGGGGGGUUCCAGCACCCAUUUUAGAACUCUGUAUGUGUCAUAAAGCUACAUUUGGCAACAAUUUGUGGAGCCCUUGGCCAAUCUCUGCAUAAAAAGCCACCGGAGGAGGUUCAAUUAAGAAAAUUCAGACAAUUUAUCUGUCAUAUUAUCCCCGUGUUUGGUUUAUUUUUUAGUUUCAAAUUUAUUUUUUGAGGAGUGAUUUUCUAUAGGGGCCGAAAUGAUGUUUUAGUAAAAUAACAGGUAUUUUUAAAGGAAAAAAAAUGCCUUCUUGAUGUAAUUAACGUCCGCCAUUGCAACAUAUUUUCUGCUGUACAGAAUCAUCACAUUAAGUCACUUAAAGCUGAAAAAGGUGUUAAGGAUGUAGUUCAAAGUCUUUGUUUAAACACACCAAAAUUUUUCUAUAUAUUUUGUGAAAAGCCUGAUGGAAUGCAGGAUUGUAACUUCUGUAUGGAAUUGAACUUUAUAAGAAUUUUAGUAAAGUAGGUGGGUUUCCCCAGAUUCCUUUGUGCAUCAGUUUCAUUGCUGAAAAUGCUGCUUCCAGUUAUUAAUCUGGUCUUUGUAAGGAAACACACACGCGCGCACACACACACACACACACACACACACACACUUUUUUCCCUUACAUGGUGUGAAUUUUAUGAUAGACCUUUUUUAUUUGUAUAUGUGAUGGAUUGUUUUCCUGUGUUGUACCCCACAUUUGUUUGUAAGCCGUGUUGAUUGUAAAGACAGCUGUUGGGCAAGUGGAAACAUGUCUGGUCUCUACAAUCCCUUGAUGCUAAGAAGGAAGUAAUUCCAUAUGUUUGUUAGGCCCUGCAAACUCUUCCUAAUACCUGAAAUAUGAUGCAAGGAGAUUGGAGAGGUUGUGCACCCCUAUCCUUCAAAACCCCAUCUCCAACACUGUGUCUCUGGAAAGUGUGAAAUAGCAGAAUGACUACCAUUUUGUGGAUUCCGUCAUUGACUGACUCCCUCAUCUUUCCUGCUCUGUAGAACAUGCUGCUAGCUUUCCCUGGUGGAAAUCAUCUCCUCUUUAUGGAUGGCAAUAUCUUCUCUUUAUGAAUGAGGCAGACUGGACUAGAGAGUAUGGAAUUCAUUAGAAGUUCAUAAAGUAAAGGCCUCUGAAGGAUGUGGGUAGAAUGUUUCCAUGCCUUUGAGGUGAUUGGGAAAUUGAUGCUCUGGCCUUGGGAACGUUUUGCUUGUGAGCUGCAGAGGGAAAGGAGUCGGGGAGGGUGUACUUCAUCCGUUUUCCUAUAAGGAAAUAUACAGGGCUGCUCUCUCAAGGCGAAAGCGUUUCUCACCAUUGUCCAGGAAAGAAAAAUUAUGAAUAUCAAUUGAUAAUUUCAGUCAGGCUCUAGGAUUGUAUUUAAAAAUACCUGUUUUAUGCCUUUUGUUGACUUUGCCAUAUUGGCUUUGGUGGCCACCAUGCAUUUUUAUUUUAGCCUUGUUUUCCUGUUCUCCAGAUCGUGUGCAUUAUUGUUGUUGUUUUCUUUUGAACUACUGCUUAUCGUAAAUGGUGAUGUUAUCUCAGAAUUCCUGAAGCCAAGGAAAUAGCUACUGUGCAGGACUUGGGGUAGAUGAAAGCAUUGGUAUUGAUGUAGGUUAAGAUUGGACAGAGUUACCAGAAAUAUACUGAAGGUGGCUUUAAAGACGGCGUGUUUGUUUUAACAUCUGGAGAAGCCACCUGUUCUAGGUUCCUUAUUCUUGGGAAAUCCAUCUUUUCAUGCAAAUGCCAUUUGUGGUUCAUACUUAACAGCCUGGAUGACUGGCCUCUGUCAGUCACUAUACAAGGAAUUCUAAUAAUUGCCAAAGGUGGAGGUAAUUUUGCCUUUUAUAGGUCAUUCUAUGGUGAAAUUUCCAAUCAUGGUAUCUUAUAAAAAGAACAACUAUUAUUUUCCAUCUCUUUCCUGAUCCAAGAGCACAGUAAAGGAAGAGUAAAGUUCUGGUGUGAUACAGACUAGUUCAUUGAAUCUGUUUUUGACCAAGGAAAUGGCUGAGAUGUUGAACUAAGUGGUUGUUACAUGGUUCGUAUGGUGACCUCAAAAGGAAAAUGAAAUUGGGACAUUAAGUCAAACUUGGACUCCUCUGUUGGUGAGGAGCUUACACUUUGAUUUCCUAUCUCAGGAUAUUCUUCAGUUUCAUACUGCUGCUGAGGAGGAAGGAACAAGCCGUAGACUCUAACUGGUCUCCGGAUGUUUGUGCGUGUGUAUGUAAAACUUCACACUGUGUGUGUUGUGUUCAAUGUUGUGUCAAUCUAUGAACUGACUCAAACAACAAUUUGAAGAGAGAGAAGACAGUAAUAAUGGCAACAGACACCCAUCCACCUCUUUUUUGUCAAAGUGCUUGCUAUGACUUUCAUAGCUAGGACAAAUAGCAUACGUAUUCAGGAGCAAGGUGUCCUUGAAAGAAAUGGUGUGUUGAUCUCAUGAGAAAAUGUACAACCAAUAAAAGACAUUUUAAAAAGUGCA